Rubroshorea leprosula is the source of this 1896-nucleotide messenger RNA. The record is from the annotation of a GenBank genome assembly. NCBI's taxonomy places the organism in Eukaryota, Viridiplantae, Streptophyta, Magnoliopsida, Malvales, Dipterocarpaceae.
ACAUAUACUUUCAGACUUUCAGUCUUACAGGUGCACCUUGAACAAUUCCUGUGUUGUGGGCAAGGAAUGGCAGAGUCUUUGAAGGUGGCAGUGAUCGGCGCUGGCACAGCUGGCCUAGUCGCGGUCAGGGAGCUCCUGCGAGAAGGCCACCAGGUAACUGUGUUUGAAAAGAACAACAAAGUCGGUGGCACAUGGGUUUACGAUCCACGAAUCGAGACAGACCCGUUGGGUCUAGACCCGACACGGGAAAUUAUCCACAGCAGCUUGUACCGCUCCCUUCGGACCAACCUUCCUAGACAGAUUAUGAACUUCCUGGAUUAUCCAUUUUCGAAGAAAGAAGGUGGAGACCCGAGGUCGUUCCCCGGCCACGAGGAGGUGCUCCGGUACCUGGAGGAAUUCGCCAGGGAUUUCCAAUUGUUAGAGCUGAUCCGAUUCGGGAAAGAAGUAAUACGAAUUGAACCGCUUGAUGGGUCGAGUCAAAAUUGGAUCAUCGAGUGGAAGAAUAGAGAGAUUCCAUCUGGGGACAAAUCAGAAACAGAGGAGGAAUUGUUCAACGCCGUGGUUGUAUGCAAUGGUCACAAUACUGAGCCAAAAAUUGCGCAGUUUCCAGGAAUUAAUGUUUGGCCAGGGCAGCAAAUACAUAGCCAUAACUAUCGGACUCCUGAACCCUUUCAAAAUCAGAUAGUGGUGAUAAUUGGAAAGGGAACUAGUGCGAUUGAUAUCCUGAAAAAUGUAUCUCCUCUUGCAAGGGAAGUUCAUCAAGCCGUUAGAGGGGUUGAUUUUGGAUUGAAAAAACAAGAAAAUUAUGAUAAUGUUUGGCAGUAUCCAAUGAUAGAAUGCGCUCACGAAGACGGUAAAGUGGUAUUUCAGGAUGGAUCAUCUGUUUAUGCAGAUGCCAUUAUUCACUGUACUGGCUACAAAUACCAUUUCCCAUUUCUUAAAACAAAUGGAAAAGUUAUGGUGGAUGACAAUCGCGUUGGACCUUUAUACAAACAUAUUUUCCCACCAAGCUUAGCCCCCGGCCUUUCUUUCAUUGGACUACCUAUACUGACAGUGCCAGCUCUACAAGCGGAGUUGCAGGCGAAAUGGGUGGCCAGAGUUUUGUCCGGCAAACUGAAGCUGCCAACUGAAGAAGAGAUGACAUCUUGUGUUCAAGAAUUUUACAAGCACAUGGAGCCGGCGGGAUUGCCCAAGCAUCGUACUCAUUGGCUUCUGCAGGAGAACCUUGAGUAUGAAAAUUGGUUUGUUACUCAGUUGGGCAUGCCACCACUGGAGAAGUGGAGAGAGCAAUUGAUUUUACUAAUAAAAAAAUCGGCUUUGACGUUUUCAGCUUCCACUUAUAACUAUCAAGAUGAAUGGGAUGUUGACAAGUGGAUCCAAGAAGUUGAACCCUUACAAAGCGCUGUUCCUACAAUUUCAUGCGGUCUCGAAAUGGCGGCACGGUCAUUAGAGGUAGCAAUCAUUGGCGCGGGCACAGCUGGCUUAGGCACGGCCAGGGAGCUCAGACAAGAAGGCCAUCGUGUAACGGCGUUUGAAAGGAACAACAGACUCGGUGGCACAUGGGUUUACGAUCCACAGGUCGUGACUGACCCUUUCGGUCUAGACCCGACGCGCAACAUUGUCCACACAUGCUUGUACCAUUCCCUUCGGACCAACAUUCCUAGACAGCUUAUGAGCUUCGCCGACUAUCCAUUUUCGACGAAAGAAGUUGGAGAGCCGAGGGCGUUCCCUCGCCACGAAGAGGUGAACUGAAUUCUUAAUCUCUGAAAGCCAUGAUUUUACCAUGUAUCAGACAAUGCCGCCUCUGCUAAUGGAGUUGCAAGCUAAAUGGGUGACAAAAGUAUUUUGUCAGGCAAACUGAAGCUGCCAACCGAAGAAGAAAUGAUGUAUUCUAUU